AUGGAGACCUCUCUGCGAUACGGAGAAGAUUCCAAAGCUCUACGAAUCCAUGCCAAGGAAAAACUCCAAAUCGACUCCAACACCUACUUCCAGGUGCACGGAGAGCUUGACACAAAACUUGGACAACCGAGUUCAUCCAGUGCCAUAAUAAGACAUUUCUAUCCAAAUUUAUCGGCAACCCUUGGCGUGGGAGUGCGAUAUGAUAAGCGUGAAAAGUUGCGCUACACUAUAAGUGCAAAGAAAACAUUUCCUGUCACACUUGACGGCUUUCUCAAUUUUAAAAUCAAGGGAGUAUGUGAUGUUGACAAGGAGUUUAAAGAGAGGAAGUCCAGAGGAGCGGCCGAAUUUUCGUGGAACUUGUUCAAUUUUCAGAAGGAUCAAGAUAUUAGACUUAGGCUUGGAUACGAAAUUUUUGAACAGGUUCCUUACCUUCAGAUUAGGGAGAACAAUUGGACAAUAAAUGCCGAUUACAAAGGAAGAUGGAACGUGAGAUAUGACUUGUGA
Molecule: messenger RNA, 504 nt
Organism: Sphenostylis stenocarpa
Lineage: Eukaryota; Viridiplantae; Streptophyta; Magnoliopsida; Fabales; Fabaceae
Source: the annotation of a GenBank genome assembly